UGAGCCUCAGAAGUGACAAGGUGCUGACAUUCCCGUUUCACACAGCCAAUGUCUCACGAAAAAAGCCAAGCUCCUUUCUCUCAAGGCAGAGCUCAGAUGGCGGUGCAGGUCAAGGUUCUGCCUUCUCCCCGGUGUCUGUUUGAUGACCCCAUCCAGAUCUGUGUGACAGGUCUUCUGCCGCAGCAGGCGGUCACCCUCAGAGCCUGCCUGGCUGAUGAGAGCGGGGAGCUCUUCCAAGCCCAUGCUCGCUACAGGGCCGGGAGCAGUGGAGAGCUGGACCUGACUUGCUCCCCGGCUCUGGGGGGCAGCUAUUCUGGAGUGGAGCCGAUGGGGCUACUGUGGUCUCUGCAGUCUGAAACACCCUAUAAACGGCUGGCAAAGAGGAAUGUCCUGACCCCUUUCUGUGUGGACUUGGAAGUGUAUGACGGCCAUGGGCACACGAGCCGGUUGCUAGGUAAAUGCACCAAUGAGCGAAGGUUUUUAGGAGAGGGGGUGAAGAGGAUUUCAGUCAGAGAAGGUCGGCUUAGAGCAACUCUGUUCAUCCCUCCCGGAUCUGGUCCAUUCCCUGGACUUAUUGAUUUGUAUGGAUCUGGAGGAGGUCUUGUUGAAUACAGAGCAAGUCUUCUGGCUAGCAGAGGCUUUGUGACACUGGCUCUGGCUUACAUGGCCUUUGAAGAUCUGCCUGCUAUGCCAGAGAUUCUUGAACUGGGUUAUUUUGAGGAAGCUGUAAAUUUUUUGCGGAAGCAACAGCAGGUGAAAGAUACUGGGAUUGGCGUUUUGGGCUUGUCUAAAGGAGCUGAUCUAGCCCUUUCCAUGGCCACGUUUCUACCUGGCAUCAAGGCUUCUGUCAGCAUUUCUGGAAGUGGUUUUAAUUCUUUCAUUCCUCUGCGGGGUGAUGGCUUCACUGUUCGUCCCCACCCAUAUGAUUUGGGAAGGAUGAAGUGCAAUGAGGAGUCUGGCGUAGCAGAUUUUACAGAUGUUCUAGAUGAUCACAGGGACCCAGCGACUUGGGAUUGUCGUAUUCCCAUGGAGAGGUCCUUGGCUAAGUUCCUCUUCCUGUCAGGGCUGGAUGACAGAAACUGGAAAAGUGACCUCUAUUGCCAGGAUGCUGUACAGCACCUUCAACAGUACGGACAGAAAGUGGAGUUUUACUCUUAUUCUGGAGCAGGGCACCUCUUGGAGCCACCAUACUUUCCUCUGUGCCAGGCUUCAUUGCACAGAGUGCUUGGGGUAUUUGUGCAAUGGGGAGGGCAAUGGAGAGAGCAUGCCAGAGCCCAAGAGGAUGCUUGGCACAGGAUACAGGCCUUUUUCUGGCAACAUCUGAUGGACUCAGACCUUCCCAAGAGCAAUCUGUAGUGGAAGAGCUGUCAAAGAUGCUGACAAGAUUAGUAUCUCACUAUAUUAGAGUCUGAGUCCUGGAAACACACUGAAAAUUUUCUAGCUUACCUUCUUUUACACCCCAUUGUAGCAUAGUUGUUUAUUUUCAUUCCCCACAUGCUUUCCCACUUUUUAUUUGAAUUUUAGGUGUCUUCUGCCCCUAACUGUGUUGUGGAUUGGCACCAUCUGAUCUCUCUGAGUGCCAUAGUUAUCUGAAAAAAACUCAAAUUCCUGUCAUGCAAAUUGAGUUGGUGCUGAGCUGUCUUUGCCCUCUGUGUCCAAUCCUCUCCUUUAGUAGCAAGAAAUAUUCUUAUAGGAGGAGUUUUACAUUGGAUUGGCCAGAAUUACACUUUUGGUUAAGCUAGAUGUGAAUAGUCAGUAUGUUAGUACAUUAUCUCACCUUUUCUUACAUCCCUGGCUGACAGCGAUGCUGCAGUUCUGAUCUCAACUGAGUAAAGAGGUACUCUUCUGACUUACUCUGAAGUGCAGUUAUAACAUGGGUUUUGUUGUAUCUCAAAAACGAGAAGGUUACAGUGAUUGUAUUUACUGCUGUCUCCAGGUAUGUUACAUUCCAGGCUGAAGUUCCCACUGCACUACUCAAUAAAUA
Molecule: messenger RNA, 1984 nt
Organism: Rhea pennata
Lineage: Eukaryota; Metazoa; Chordata; Aves; Rheiformes; Rheidae
Product: acyl-coenzyme A thioesterase 1-like
Exons: 3
Coding region: 49-1356 (435 amino acids)
Biological process (GO): fatty acid metabolic process; acyl-CoA metabolic process
Molecular function (GO): fatty acyl-CoA hydrolase activity
Source: RefSeq, a predicted model, not a curated record